AUUGUCACGUCAAAGUUGUCAUGGCCUCGACAUGUCACAAUUUCCUUUCGUCUUUCUUUUGUGAUCAACUGUGAUUUUAGUGCACGCUCUUUUUCCGUAAAGAAAAUUUUAAGCUAUAUGAAAAUUGUUUAAUUUCGAUUUUUUAUGAGAACUACACGUUAAAUUUAUGUGUUUGAAUAGGAGUGUUACUGCAGUUCAGUGUAAUUCGAAAAUAUAAAUUGAGGUGAUUAUGAGUACCGUUUUGGAGUAUCUCAAUCAAUAAUUUUUGUGUGAAGUUAAUACGUUUUGUGGUUAUUUUUGUUGAGCAAAAAAUGUCGGAGGUCCUAUCAGGUCGUGUGUCUAAGCAUAGGAGGGACCGUCGCGUUAAGAAUAGCACAGUACUGAGAAUGAUGGCAAUCAUGCAGGAAGGAAAUAGUGAGGUACCGAAGGAAUUUCUGGAGACGGGACGGACGGGGCGGAGGAACGCAAUGCCGGAUAUACUUCACCCUCAGAACGCUGAAGCUAGCACUGCGGACUUGCCCUCGAGAUUGCAACAGCUUACUGCAGCCGAUGCAGAGACCCAAUCAAGUACAUCAACUGCGUCGCCUGCGGACCCGAAAACACCCACUAAAAAGGAUGACACGCCCAGUUGAACUGCUUACCAUACUCUCAGUCCCCAAGGACUACACAGGACUUGCCCAAAGCUAAAGUAAUCUCAAUCAGGUAAAUAGUAUUACUAAGCACUGAGUAAUGUAGCCCCACCUUAUAGGGAUGGAAUGGUGUACAAAUGUAGCUCUUAUGCCUAGAUCAACAAGAUAGAAAUUGCAUAAUUUUUAGUAUAUAAGAUUUGUGUACACGGGCGCUUCGUCGAAUUUAUUUUUUGAAAUUAUUAGUUUUUUUUCAUUAAGGUUUUGAAUUGGCGUAAAACGUCUUGUAGACAUGUUUGUUUGUUACUAAAGUCGAAACAAAAUCCAGAUGAUGUUCGAUGUAAAGUUGGUUUAUUGAAUGUUUUUAAGUAAACAAAGCUGAAUGUUGUAGUUAAUGGGAGUGAUUUGUAUCAAAGUGAUUGAUAUUUAAGAGUGUCGUGUAAAAAUUGGAAUUAGACAAUACUGAUAUAUUAGUAGAGAAUGAAUUGUUUGAUUGUUGAUAAACAUUACACCGAAUGGGUUUGAUAUGGCAGCACUACCAAAGAACAAGGAGAAAUGAAGAAUCUUUUCGAUUCAAAAACAAUAAUAAAACCACAUCCAUUCAUGCGUAGUUAUGUAAAGGACGCACAAUGACAGGAGUUCUAUUGGUCUAUAGGUUUUUAUAUUCGGGUGUCCUAAAAUGGCGCGAUAAUUAUAAGUACCCAAGUAUUCGAUCUUUAGUUGUGAAUGCAUGACAUUGUAAUUUCAUCAGCAUUCUCAGCUUUAACAUAACAUUACUUAGCAUUAACUUGGUACAGUCAAAAUAUGAUUGGAGCUGAAACAAUGUUCAUAUCUUUUAUAUUAGAAGUUUAUUACGCCAAAUUCAUGUCUAUUAAUGUUUAACACUCAACCUUAAAUGCCCUGUAAUAAGUAGUUUGAAAAGUUUUGGACUAAAUCGAAACUAAUUGAGAGAACCGACUACGUAAAAAUUGUUAACAAUAAUAAAUAUAUUUUUUUCAUAUCAUAAAUGCAAAGUGCAAAAAGAGUUAA
This is a messenger RNA of Spodoptera exigua (beet armyworm), 1655 nucleotides long. The record is from the annotation of a GenBank genome assembly. Lineage: Eukaryota; Metazoa; Arthropoda; Insecta; Lepidoptera; Noctuidae.